Molecule: messenger RNA, 3651 nt
Organism: Ceutorhynchus assimilis (cabbage seed weevil)
Lineage: Eukaryota; Metazoa; Arthropoda; Insecta; Coleoptera; Curculionidae
Source: the annotation of a GenBank genome assembly
AAAACAAAUCUAACAAGUAAACAAAAAAUAUUAAAUGAUAUUAAUAGCUAAACUAAAAAAACAUAACUAGAUAUUUAAUGUAUCCUUGCCUUAUAUCCUGUCCUGAUUGAAUCAUUAAAGACCUUCACAUAUUCUGAAAUACAAAAUGGCAAAUAUAAAGACCCAAAACAGCAGGAAAAAAGUGCAGGUGUCUAUGGUAAUAUGCGAAUCAGAAGAAAGAAAACAUAGAUCGGGUGUAAAUGCCCUACAGUUUGACCCGCAAUUGGAUAGACUCUAUUCAGCUGGCAGGGACUCUAUUAUAAGGGUGCACGAGCAUGAACGUUUCAUCCAUGGAAUGGAACACCAUACGGAUUGGGUGAAUGAUAUUGUUUUGUGUUGUGGAGGAAGACAUUUGAUUUCUGCAAGCUCAGAUACAACAGUUAAAGUUUGGAACGCCUACAAAGGUUUUUGCAUGUCCACAUUGAGAACACACAAAGACUACGUAAAGGCCCUAGCCUAUGCUAAAGACAAAGAACAAGUUGCCUCGGCAGGUUUUGAUAAAUCAAUUUAUUUAUGGGACAUCAAUACUCUAACAGCCCUAACGGCUUCAAAUAAUACUGUUACAACUUCUAGCUUAAUUGGAAGUAAGGAAUCUAUUUAUAGCCUAGCAAUGAAUCCUCCUGGUACAAUUAUAGUCAGCGGAUCAACAGAAAAGGCUUUAAGAUUGUGGGAUCCUAGAAGUUGUGUUAAGCAAUGCAAGCUUAAAGGUCAUACUGAAACUGUUAAGGCUCUAGUUGUGUCAAAGGAUGGUACUCAAUGCAUUUCAGGUAGUAGUGAUGGCUCUAUUAAAGUUUGGAAUAUUGGCCAACAAAGAUGUGUCCAAACUAUACUAGUUCAUACCGAUUCUGUUUGGGCUCUUUUGGCAACAGAAAACUUCACACAUAUAAUAUCAGGAGGCAGAGACAAAAAAGUCGUAGUAACAGAACUGAAAAACGUCCACUGCAGUAUUCUGGUGUGCACAGAAGACGCGCCAAUUCUUAAAAUGUGCUUUACCAACGACCAAACGGCUAUUUGGGUAUCCACAUCCAACUCGACAGUCAAAUGUUGGAAAUUACCCAUGGAGAGGCAUUUUAAAGCAGAAAUUCCUAUGCCCACACAGCCAACGUCUAUGAUAGCUGGAGAUGCUGCCAUAGUCAAAGCUACAGUGCUAAAUGACAAAAGGCAUAUUUUGACUAAGGAUUCUUGUAGUGUUGUGGCGUUGUAUGAUGUAUUGAGGGCUAGCAAAAUAGAAAAUUUAGGUCCGGUGAACUAUCAAAAUGAAAUAAAUGCAAGAAAUAGUGCAAAAUUAAUGUACGUACCAAAUUGGUUCAAUAUGGAUCUGAAAACAGGGAUGCUAACAAUUCAUUUAGGCCAAGACGAAGUAGAUUGUUUUUCUGCCUGGGUUUCGGCGAAAGACGCCGGUAUCAGCGACCAUCCAGAACCCGACCACAAAGUCAAUUAUGGCAAGUUGCUAUUGCAAGCCUUAUUUGAACAUUGGAGAGGAGUUCAGACUGAUCAGGAAAGUAAAAUUUAUUUUACCGUUCCCAAACACAUUCCGUUAAUUUUAAGUGAAAUUGGUGGUAGAACACUCUACAGGGUCUUGGUUGGUGAUACUGGAGGUGAAACAGAGAAUGCUCUACUAAAUGAAACAGUGCCAAAUUGGGUUAUAUCGAAUAUUGAAGAUAAUUGUACUAGUAAAUUCACAAAAGUGCAAUUCUAUUUGAAACCUCAUGCUAGUGUGCCAUCAAAUUUGUUGAAGCAGGAUAGACUUAAAAAGGCUGACAGAUUAGUGGCAAACGAUUUCAUCCAAUGUAGAAAAGUAGCAGAACAUGUUCUAGACAAAUUACUAGGAGAAGGAACCGCGACGUCACCAGGUGGAGGAGGAGACGGUGACUCUCAGACUCAGAACAACAGCGGAUAUACAGUGGAUCAGAUCCAAUUGACUUGCUCUGAUCAGUCUGUUGAUCAUUCUAUGGAUUUGCGGACGGUGAAACAUUUCAUGUGGAAAUACUCGUCAGAUUUGGUUUUGUUUUAUAAAAUCAUCAGUAAAUGAAUUGAAUGCAUUGUUUUUUUGUUUGAUCUGAGUAGAACGGGUAGAUAAUGUAUGACUUAUAUUUUAUAAAUGAUCCAACCUUGGAUCCAUCCUGGUUUUUUGCCAACCCUGUGUGAAAUCUGUAUAUCCCUUGGAUAAAAACUUGGAAUAUGUUCUGACAUUCUCAUUAAGUGUGUUAAAGGAAGUGAAAUGAUUAUAGUAUUUUUUCUUAUAUUUGUACAGGGUGGGCCAAUUUGGACACUUUCUUAUGGAAACACCCUUUCUUUUUAGAGAUAGAGAAAAAUGAACUCCCCACUCUGAGGCUCAAAUUUCAUGAAAUUUUGAUUGGUGUAAACCGCAUUUUGAUAUCUUCAACCGUUUAGCCGCUAGAGGGCGAUUCUCGAUUUUGAGCAAUCUUGUAAAACCUUAAUAACUUUUUUGUUUAUGAAAAUAAUUGAUUUCCGUAAAAACUUUCUGGAAGCACUUUUUCAAGCAGAAUUCAGUGACGUUCUCAGUUUUUUUCUAUUUGGCGCCGAUUUUGAGAUAUUGACCAAGGACUGAUUUUUUUCAAUAGGACACCCUCUAUAUUAAUAGCUCAUUGAAAAGGUAUGAUUUUUCUGAUUUUAUUGAUAUAAAGUUCGAUAAGUUUAUCUCUAACCGUUUUCGAGAAAAAAAAUUAUUUCGGUUUUUCUCAUAAGAAGCAAUGUGUUAGAAAAGGAUUUUAUAUCUGUAAGGAAAAUGAAAAAGGUCUCUUUCUAACAUAUUGUUUCUUAUGACAAAAACCAAAAUAAUUUUUUUCUCAAAAACUAUUCGAGAUAAACCUAUCGAACUUUAUAUCAGUAAAAUCAGAAAAAUCAUAGCUUUUGAAUGAGCUAAUAUUAUAAAGGGUGUCCUAUUGAAAAAAAUUAGACUUUGGUCAAUAUCUCAAAAUCGGCGCCAAAUAGAAAAAAACUGAGAACGUCACUGGAUUCUGCUUGGGAAAGUGCUUCCAGAAAGUUUUUACGGAAAUCAAUUAUUUUCAUAAACAAAAAAGUUAUGAAGGAUUUAGAAUAUUGCUCAAAAUCGAGAAUCGCCCUCUAGCGGCUAAACGGUUGAAUAUAUCAAAAUGCGGUUUGCCCCAAUCAAAAUUUCAUGAAAUUUGAGCCUCAGAGUGGGGGGUUCAUUUUUUCCUAUCUCUAAAAAUAAAGGGUGUGUUUCCAUAAGAAAGUGUCCAAAUUGGCCCACCCUGUACAUAAUUUUUGUAAUGUUCUUUUGAUUAUCACCGUGACUUCUCAUAAAUUCCAAAUAUUUGCUUCCAGAAUACAAAAAAUUAAUGUUUAAUUUUCAGAAAGUUUGUUUAAAAUUGGAUUUAGGUUGAAACAACUUUUUUACCAAACAUUGCCAAUUAAGUUUUGUAACAUGUAAAACGAUGUAUUAUAGAAAUUAUUGAGAAAAAUCCUAUGCUGUAAUUCAGUAUAGAAUUAUUGUACGAAAAGUUUAGAAAUGUUUUGUUGAUUUUUGAAUUAAGUAAAUCUGAAAUAAUUUGUUUUUAUGUUAAAAUUUAUGUAAACUUACGUCUAUAUUUUACAUAAAGGCGUUUAAAUUAAAAUUGUGCACCUCCA